This is a messenger RNA of Hibiscus syriacus, 1398 nucleotides long. Its product is annotated as probable vacuolar amino acid transporter YPQ1. The transcript is spliced from 11 exons. The coding region runs from base 62 to 1288 and encodes 408 amino acids. NCBI's taxonomy places the organism in Eukaryota, Viridiplantae, Streptophyta, Magnoliopsida, Malvales, Malvaceae. The record is from RefSeq and is a predicted model, not a curated record.
UUUCAUAAUUUCCAUUAUUUUGUCUGAGAAUAAUAAGAGAGAAGAUAAGCAUAAGUUAGGCAUGUCUCAACCUUAUUGUGUCAGAGAAAACAAGCCCUGCGUUUGGUGGGUUCAGAGAUACUUCAAAGACUGUCUUUGCAAUCUGAAAGAUGAUUUCUCCUUUUCUUUCGGAAUCAUUAGUUUAGUAUGCUGGGGAGUUGCAGAGAUACCUCAAAUCGUCACCAACUUCAAAACCAAGUCCGGCCAUGGCGUUUCCCUCCUUUUUCUCCUCACUUGGGUUGCUGGGUUCGAUUUCUUUUUCACUCAUUUCCUUGCAUUUUCAAGCUUUGUUUUACGAUUAAUCUCCUCUGGUUUUCUUUGUUGCAGUGACGUGUUCAAUCUUGUAGGGUGUCUUCUGGAACCUGCAACAUUGCCGACUCAGUUCUACACAGCUCUGCUCUAUACAAUAAGUACUGUGGUUCUAGUGUUGCAAAGUGUUUACUAUGAGUAUAUCAGCAGUUGGUGCAAACGUCGACGGAUGAAAUCCAACCACACGGUUGAAGAUGAGAAAGAGCCAUUGAAACCUGGCAAAAAUGAGUCGGGAAUUCCCAUACCUAAGGCUAGGGGGAGAGCCCAUACUCGAAGGGAGUUCUAUUACACGUCAGCUAGAUCUCUUGCUGGCAGUGGCACUCCACCUUUUCGAACAUAUAUGAGCGUGGCUAAAAGUGGUCCUUCCGCCAUGGCACUUGGGAGUGAUUCAUCAUCUGAAGAUGAAUCAGCUCUGGUUUCAUCCAAGAAGUCUGGAACUCGACCUCGACCAAUCCCGGGAGCGGCUGCAAGUUAUGGUACAUUUCUAGCUACGUCUGUCAACUUGCCACUAGGAAGUAAGGCUUGGAUGGAAAUCAAAACUGGUUUUACCAAUAGAAGACUGUUACAGGAGCUCAGAAUGGAGCAUAGUGCAUUCGGACAAUGGCUGGGAUGGCUAAUGGCUGCCAUAUACAUGGGAGGCCGAAUCCCUCAGAUAUGGUUAAAUAUCAAAAGAGGAAGUGUGGAGGGCUUGAACCCUCUCAUGUUCAUCUUUGCACUGAUAGCUAAUGCUACUUACGUGGCGAGUAUUCUAGUGAGAACCUCCGAGUGGGAAAGCAUUAAGGCUAACAUGCCAUGGUUGCUGGAUGCUGUAGUUUGUGUGGCACUCGACUUAUUUAUCAUAUUGCAAUAUAUUUACUACAAAUAUUUCAGAGAGGCGGUGAACAGUGAUGGAGAAGAUUAUGGAGAGUAUAGGGAAGCGAGUAAAGAAGUUAAAGCUUGAUUUUACAUUGCCAUAUCAGCUAAAUGACUCAAAAUCUUUGGAGCUGUAACUUCCCCACUUACCUUGAUAGUAUAUAGUUGCAGUGUACGCAUAUGUUCAUGCAGGAAGAC